Molecule: messenger RNA, 4281 nt
Organism: Ambispora gerdemannii
Lineage: Eukaryota; Fungi; Glomeromycota; Glomeromycetes; Archaeosporales; Ambisporaceae
Source: the annotation of a GenBank genome assembly
AUGCCCGUUUUCAAGUUUUUUGAGCCUUAUGUUUUGCGUGUUAAACAUGUCGCGUCGCAAGCUUUUUAUCGUCAUGGAAAGUUUUGCGCAUCGCACCAAGUCACCGUAAUCGUCUUGAUUAUUUUCAUAGUCUUACCACUCUUUUAUCCCGCUUUUGAAACAUAUUAUCUCAAUGCUGAUAAAUCGUACGGCCAGUCCUAUUUCUGGGAGUCGCCUUCUUCCCGCUCUCCCCUAAGCAAAGAAUCUUUUUUUAAAAAAUGUGGAACUCGACCUUCUCUACGCGUUGUAGAGAUAGUAAUAAAUGCAACUGGGACACAUCAUAAACAUCGAAUUGGUCAAGGAGAAGGCGUUUUGGACAAAAGUCUUUUGCUUUGGACCUGGCAUUUACAAGAUCUAAUUGCCAAAACCGAAAUAAUCUACCCUACAAAUGUUACCUCACCAUUAACUCCUCUCUCUGAUACUGCUUCGUCAGCAAGCUCACCGAAUAAGUACACGCUGUCAGAUCUUUGUUUUAAACCGUUUCCCAAUAAACCUUGUUUGAUACAUUCGCCUAUGGAAUUUUGGGAGAAUAGUCCCGAGCGCCUAAGAUCUGAUAGUGCAAUAGUAAAUACCUUGGCGAAGUCCAAUCCUAAAUCUUCAUUUAAUAUUCCCAUUCCUAUUGAAACAGUAUUUGGAAAUCCCAAAUAUGCGCAAAAUGGUAGAAUAAUUGGUGCGGAAUCAAUUAUAUUGACAUACUUUUUAGAAGAUAAGGGUGAUUGUGCAGAAGGAGUAACAACUGAAAUAUGGGAGCUUUUGUGGCAAAAAGUAACGAGAGACGAAGAUAUAUUCCAUGUUGCUGGCGCUAAUAUUAAUGACAUGAAGACUACGACUCUUGGUGAAUUAAAGCAUUUAUACUUUGAUUUCAAAAGGAAUCAUUACGAAAUUAACGCUGAAUACUUUUUAUUAGCACUUGGUUAUCUCGUUGGAUUUCUGUACAUUUCUUUUUCGCUUGGUAGAUUAAAUUUAGUCAAGUCAAAAUUUGGACUUGGAUUCUCCGCGGUUGCACAAGUAAUUGCAUCUCUGGUAGUAUCACUCAGCGUUUGUUCUCUUUUUGGUGUAAAAUUGACAUUAGUCCCCUGGGAAAUUUUUCCAUUCAUGAUGAUGAUUAUCGGGGUGGAAAAUUAUUACUUGUUGACAAAUGCGGUAACUUCUACAUUUAUGGAAUUGGAAGUUAAAGAGCGUGUCGCGAUUGGACUUGGAAAUGUCGGAUUUCAUAUAACCAAAUAUCUCGGAUGGGAGCUCUUAAUACUCUUGAUUUGUUCUGCAACAAAUAUUGAUUCUGUGCAAGAAUUUUGCCUAUUUACUUUUGCUGCAGUUAUCAUAGAUUACAUUCUUCAAAUGUCAUUCUUUAUUACGACCUUAUCGAUCGAUAUUCGUAGAUUAGAGAUAUCUGAUUUAUAUAAUAGAAGACCCAUGUUAACAAAUAAUAAAAGCAGAGAUAACAAACUUGAUAUGUGGAAUUCCAUAACACCAGGCAGGAUUGCUAGUUUUUUAGCAGUAAUUAAUUUACAAACUUCGACAUCCCUCAUGACGAAUUUCAAUCCUGGCACGACAAGUCCAGUUAACAAUACUUUCUGGGAGGCUGAUACAGCAGCAACUGCCAAUGCUUUUUGGGAAAUUGUCAAUCCCACAAAAACGCCUCGAUACCUGGAAAUUCGACCUACAAAGCUUGUCACGCUAGUAAGAGGAAAACCGGCUGAUGGAAAUGGUAAUAGAGGAUCAGCGCCAGUAAACAGAGUUAGCUACACUUUUGUCGAUUUGAAGCGCUAUAUUGUGAUUACUAUUAAAACAGCCGUUUGGUUCAUCAAAUUUGUAUUUGCUCCUGCUGUGGCUAUUGCAUUUGGAAUUGCAUUCUUAUUGCAUUUUCUUAUGUCACCUGAUCGAAAUAGGGAUAGAUUCUCGAGAUUGAUUAAUAAGAAUUCCAUAAUCCGAUUUCGUAAAAAAUCCGUUGAUUCUUCUGGUUGCUUUCUUCCAAGAGUACUCACCUUACGUGGUCGUCACUCUGCUGACGUUGAUUUGUUGUGUGCCAAUUCGAGUGGAAUGGUCAUUUCUACAGCCACAGAUAAACAUAUAACUUCAUGGAAUGGGCGAGAAGGUGUGCCUUUAAAGAAAUUGGAAAGAUACAUGCGUCGUUGCGCGACAUGCAAAUGUGGGACAACAGGCGGAAUGAAAAAAUGCAUAUCUUGGCCAGUUAGAACGAUGUGUAUGAGUGAAAAAGCUGAACUUUUCGCGGCAGGAUUUGAAGAUGGUGUUGUUCGCGUAUGGGAUAUUAAUUCGGGACAGGCGACUCAUAUACUAAAAGACACAGUUGAUGACGUAGAAUCUGUAAUGGCAGCAAUGAUUGGGUAUUCUCAAAACGAGCGAGUCACUUGUUUGAAGUUUGCUAUUCCUUCGAUGUCAAAAUCAAAAUCAUCAAGAUCCAAACCAUUUUUAACUGGAAAAUUCCAACCUGCGAUACUUAUUUCCGCUUAUCGAGAUGGGUGUAUUCGUGAAUGGGAUUUAGUUUCGGGCAAAAUCGUGCAUACAAUUGCCACGAACCAAAAGUCCGGUAUUAGUUGUUUAUGCGUGGUUGAUGAUGAAGAUCAGAAUCACACGAAUAAAGAUUUACGUCUAUAUUCUGGUGCAAAAGAUGGUUCAGUUCGAUGUUGGAUACGCAAGAUUGUUAAUGAAAAAGAAACUUUUAAUAAUAAUAAUUAUUACACCAAUGAGACAGAAGAAAAGGAAAAACCAAAAAGCCGAUGGAAACCAGUGUAUACGAUUGUCGGACAGGCCGGUAAUGCCAUUACAAGUAUUGCUUAUAAAGUAAUAAAGAUCAAAAAGAAUUUUUAUGGGAUAGUUGUUACGGGGGCUGCAGAUGGAGAAGUAAGAGCGUACGAUUAUGUGACUGGCAGUUAUAUCACUUCAUUAAGUCGUGGUACUUUAUGGAGACAAAGACGCGAACAAGAGAAACUACAAGCAAGAAUAUUGCAACAACAAAGACAACAAUGGCUACGAGAAAGACGAGUGAAUAAUAAUAAUGGUCUUGUGAAAGAACAUUUAGACUUGGAAGAUGAUAACUUUUAUCAUGAUUCAGAUGAUGAUGGUUUAGACGAUGAUUUAGAUGAUGAUUUAGACGAUGAUUCAGAUGAAUCAUCUGACGAAGAAAUUUUUCAUAAAAAAGCCAUCACGAGCAUUAUAAUCCAUCCACUAGAACAACAAAGCUGUCCAUGUGGUAAUGUCGAAACAGGCGGUGGAUUUUGGAUAGUUACAAGUUCACUUGAUGAGAAAGUGCACUUUUGGCAAUUAGCUCGGUAUGUGAUGGAUUGUAGUUGCAUGGCUUUACAGAUGACACCGUCAACGAAAUAUGAUGGAGGCAAUAUAACUCCAAAAGGAUUAUCAGCUUUUGAUAGUCGAAUAACUGAGUUACAUUAUGAUCCUCCGCAUCAAUAUCAUACAAUCAAUGAACAUUCUAGCCAAGAUGUAUUACAAUGGGAUGAAUUGGUGUCUUAUCGAUUAAAAUUCAUUGGUCAAGUUAAUCAAUUAGGCGCUUCAGCAAUAGUAUUUUUAAGAGAACACAUUAUGGGUGUGCGGCAAUUAAGGAACACAUCAAACAUUAAAAAUUCAACUUCAAAUCCGCAAAGAAGUAAUGGUGCUGAAGGCGAAUGGGAAGAGCUAUCAGUGCGAACAAUACCUUUAAUCGAUGAAAACGAUUCAAUCGCACAAGAACAACUAAGAGAUAAAACUUUUAGGAGAUCAGAUAAAAUACCAAAAUUUGUAACUCCACAACCAAGAAAUGGUUAUAAUUGGAGCACUAAAAGUCAUGGAACUAAUAUUAAUAAAUUAACACCAUCGCCAGUCGCAUCAACACCCACUAUUCCUUUAUCGCCACAUGAACACAAUGAACACCAUGAUCACGAGCAUUCAAACGAUGAAUAUCACGAAGAUGAAGACGAUCAUAGUCAAAUCGUUGGCCAAGUCGUUGAUUACCGGCAGCGGAAUGUAAGACGGCGUGGAACUGUACUACACAGGGUGUACCCGAAUAAUAUUAACAACACCAUAAAUAAUUAUAAUGCAAUGGUAACACAGAUUGAUGAAGAAGAAGCUCAAAUGAAUGAACUUUUACCAUUUGCGUUUGUGAGACAAGUAGUUAAAAUUGGAGAGGAUGGUAUUGCAAUUGGUUAUGGGAAUUUCGUUAAAGUCGUAUUAUUCGAUGAAAUUGAAGGGUUAUUAUCACCACCACCGUCAUCAACCACUGCUAUAUGA